CUUCCACCUCACUCUCUCUCUCUCUCCCUCACCAAAUCCUCAACCUCCAAAUCUAACUUUGCUCUGUAAUUAUAUGCUUGACUUCUGUGGACUCUCUUCAAUUCGCUAGUGAUUAAUCUUCGCCGUAAUAUUCGUUCGCUCGGAAAUGGAGUUGGAUCAAUCCCGGCCGCUUAAUCCCGCCAUGACCUUCGACGAGGUCUCCAUGGAGCGCAGCAAGAGCUUCGUCAAGGCCUUACAGGAGCUCAAGAACUUGAGGCCUCAGCUUUACUCUGCUGCGGAGUAUUGUGAAAAGUCGUAUCUACAUAGCGAGCAGAAACAAAUGGUACUGGAUAACCUGAAAGAUUAUGCUGUACGAGCCCUUGUUAAUGCUGUUGAUCACCUUGGCACUGUCGCCUACAAGUUAACUGACCUUGUUGACCAACAAACCUUAGAUGUCUCAACCAUGGACCUGAAAGUAACUUGCCUUAACCAGAAACUUCUUACAUGCAAAACAUUCAUGGAUAAAGAAGGUUCAAGGCAGCAGCAGCUGUUGUCAUUCAUCCCAAGGCAUCACAAGCACUACAUUUUACCCAAUUCUGUUAAUAAGAAGGUACAUUUCAGUCCACACGUACAGACUGAUACUAGGCAACAUGCUUAUCAAGCACGACCACAUGUUCAACCGUCAAGCGCUGCUGCGUCAAAAACUCUUUCCUGGCAUUUAGCUUCAGAAACAAAGUCGACCUUGAAGGGGGCUUCGCAGGCUCUGGCUAGCACUGCGGACACAAAAAUAUCUGUAAAUACAUCUGGUGUUUUCCAGCUUUUAGAUAAUGAGGGGACUGCCACUACAAAAUCCUCAGGAGCUCAUCAGCAAUUAUCUGGUCGAGUUCCUGGUUCUGAACCAUUCGUUGCUGGACAUAGGGAUGCGGUGGAUGGAUACAGGCCAUUGGGGGCGGCCAGGUCAUUUGACAACCAAAAUCGUCAGAUUGUGCGAGUUCCUGUUCGGAGUAAAAGUCUGCUAUCGGCGUUCUUUGUGAAACAGAAAAACACAAAACUGAAGGCUGGGUCCGUCGCCUGAGACCUUAUUAAAACAAGUUAGAGACCCGACUUUCUGAUCAUUCCACACUUUGCGAGUCAAAAUGUCUGUAAAUCCCUCCAUGUGUUUUUGUUUCGAGCUUCUUAGUUGGCCAUUAGUUAUUCAAUUUCUUGGAAUCAUUUUUUUUCCCACUCAAUGCCGCCUUAUAUAGGCUGCUGCUAUAACGAACAGAAUUAUGCACAGAUGUCAAGUAGUGAAGUAGUUG
Argentina anserina (silverweed cinquefoil) is the source of this 1277-nucleotide messenger RNA. Its product is annotated as protein ABIL1. Lineage: Eukaryota; Viridiplantae; Streptophyta; Magnoliopsida; Rosales; Rosaceae. The transcript is spliced from 9 exons. The record is from RefSeq and is a predicted model, not a curated record. The coding region runs from base 146 to 1054 and encodes 302 amino acids.